AUGGUCGCCAUUCCGCAGCCCGAGAUCAUCGGCGACAUCACCGAGUACAAGCGCCGCGAGCUCAACGGCGAGCUCACGCCCGAGCCCUUCCUCUCGGAGAACCCGAACCGCUUCGUGCUCUUCCCGAUCCAGCACGCUGACGUGUGGGAGAUGUACAAGAAGGCCGAGGCGAGCUUCUGGACCGCCGAAGAGCUCGACCUUGUCCACGACCAGAAGGACUGGGAGAAGCUCAGCGACAACGAGCGCUUCUUCAUCACGCACGUGCUGGCGUUCUUCGCGGCCUCGGACGGCAUCGUCAACGAGAACCUCGCCAUGAACUUCUCGAACGAAGUCCAAGUUCCGGAAGCGCGCUGCUUUUACGGCUUCCAGAUUGCGAUCGAGAACAUCCACUCGGAAGUCUACUCGCUCCUCAUUGACACGUACAUCAAGGACACGACCGAGAAGGACCGCGUCCUCCGGGCCAUUGACACAAUCCCGUGCGUCCAGCGCAAGGCCCAAUGGGCACUCAAGUGGUGCAACAGCCAAAUUGCGGCCUAUGCGGAGCGCAUUGUCGCGUUUGCCGCAAUCGAAGGUAUCUUCUUUUCCGGGUCGUUCUGCUCGAUCUUUUGGCUCAAGAAGCGCGGCCUCAUGCCCGGGCUGAGCUUCUCCAACGAGCUCAUUUCGCGCGACGAAGGCCUCCACUGCGACUUUGCGUGCCUCAUGUACUCGAAGCUCAUCAACAAGCUGUCGAACGAACGCAUCCACGAGAUCGUCGGCGACGCGGUCAAGAUUGAGAAGCAGUUUGUGUCCGAGUCGCUUCCCGUUGAGCUCAUUGGCAUGAACUCGGCCUUGAUGUGCGAGUACAUCGAGUUCUGCGCCGACCGCCUCCUCCACGCGCUGGGUGCGACCAAGCUCUUCAACGCCAAGAACCCGUUUGACUGGAUGGACAUGAUCUCGCUCCAGGGCAAGACAAACUUUUUCGAGAAGCGCGUCGGCGAGUACUCCAAGUCGGGCGUCGGUGUCUCGGCCGAGGACCAGUCCUUCACGCUCGACGCCGACUUUUAAGCAUCUUUGCCUUUGCAGGCUUCUCGCCUGCAAUCAGUAUCAACCCUUGCCUACCAUAAAUUUAUAACUAUCAACCCCACAUUUUUGC
Molecule: messenger RNA, 1132 nt
Organism: Saprolegnia parasitica CBS 223.65
Lineage: Eukaryota; Oomycota; Saprolegniomycetes; Saprolegniales; Saprolegniaceae
Product: ribonucleoside-diphosphate reductase small subunit
Exons: 1
Coding region: 1-1044 (347 amino acids)
Biological process (GO): deoxyribonucleotide biosynthetic process
Molecular function (GO): oxidoreductase activity
Source: RefSeq, a predicted model, not a curated record